This is a messenger RNA of Monascus purpureus, 1477 nucleotides long. NCBI's taxonomy places the organism in Eukaryota, Fungi, Ascomycota, Eurotiomycetes, Eurotiales, Aspergillaceae. The record is from the annotation of a GenBank genome assembly.
AUAGGAAGGCCCACCAACAAGAGAUAACAGGUAACCUCGACUUUUCACGUGACCCGAUGUCAUCAUCGCGUUUAUCUACACUGCUCCAUCCUGGUCUGGUCUCGUGCGAGCCGUACACUCUGCUGUUGAUGCUUCAUCCCGCAUCCAUGGGUCGCUCUCUUUCCAGCUGCAAUACUGGAGCCUUUUAGAAAGACUCGAUUUACUGGCCCUGUCCUAUCCUAGUUCAACCCUGGGAUGGCCCCUAACAAGAUCGAAAUCACCGUCCCAACGACGACCACCUCCACCACAUCCCCCCCUUACACAAUCUACAGCAUCACCCUCCGGCUCCCUCUCCGCUCCUUCACUGUCCAGAAGCGCUACUCAGACUUUCUCGCAUUCCACUCCAUACUCAUAAACCAAGUCGGCACGCCGCCCCCCGUCCCACUCCCCGGAAAGUCAUGGUUCUCCAACACCGUCUCGAACACAACACUCCGCGAAGAAAGGCGACGGGCCCUCGAAACCUAUUUACAAGCAAUAAACGAUGCCGCUGAUUCUCGAUGGCGUAGCUCCAGCGUCUGGAGGGCGUUUCUGAACCUUCCCAGUUCUGCAGCGAGGGAGUCUGCAUCUGCAUCCAGAUUACACGCAGCCAUCACGGAACCGGGGGCGGGAGACCUCAUUCGCGAUCCGAUAUUAUGGCUGGAUUGUUAUCGCGAUAUGAAGGGUCAUCUACACGAUGCGCGGUUACAUCUGACGAGGCGCGAUCAGGAGACGACACCGCAGAAACAACAUGAGAGCUCGGCGCAUGCGAAGAGCAGUCUUGUCAGGGCUGGUUCGUUGAUUAGCUCCUUGGAAGAGGGGCUGAAUAAAUUGACCGUUGGAAAUACCGAUACUGAUACCGAUGCUGGUUUGGGCGAUGGGGAGCUCCGACGAAGGAGAGACCUUCUCAUUAAUUCGCGCAAGGAGAAAGAUGGGCUGGAGAAUCUGUUGCAUGCCAUGGCUGCUAAGAGCAGGGUGGAUUCUACGCUUGCGUCAGUCCAAGAUAAGGAGGCUUUGAUGGGCAUUGGUAAUGGUAAUGGCGGUUCUGGUGCGAGGAAGUCGACUAGGUCCGGUAGGGUGCUUGGGAAGGAGACCGAGCGGACACGUGAGCUGGAUAAUCAGGGUCUGGUUCAGUUGCAGAAACAGACCAUGCAGGAGCAAGAUCAGAAUGUUGAACAGUUGGGGAAGAUUGUUUCGAGACAGAAGGAGUUGGCUAUUCAGAUUAAUGCCGAGUUGGAGGUGCAGAAUGAGUUGCUCAGAUUGACUGAUGAGGAUGCUGAUAAGCUAGGUCGCAAGAUGGACAUCGCCAAGAGGAGAAUUGGGAAGAUAUCUUGAAUGCAUACCAGGAGCAUUGUUUCUACAUCUCAACAUUAUCAUUUGCUUGGAGCGGCGUCGAGGAUCCCAUAUCUUUCGUUCCAUGUACAUACAUAUCUACGCUUCAGCGAAUUAUAGAGUCUGGGUA